This is a messenger RNA of Caenorhabditis remanei, 1128 nucleotides long. RefSeq lists its product as uncharacterized. The coding region runs from base 1 to 1128 and encodes 375 amino acids. The record is from RefSeq and is a predicted model, not a curated record. Gene Ontology annotation, biological process: protein phosphorylation; intracellular signal transduction. The transcript has 5 exons. NCBI's taxonomy places the organism in Eukaryota, Metazoa, Nematoda, Chromadorea, Rhabditida, Rhabditidae. Gene Ontology annotation, cellular component: cytoplasm; nucleus. Gene Ontology annotation, molecular function: MAP kinase activity; ATP binding.
AUGGUCGCCGGUGUGACGGCGUUUCCGUCUUCGAAUCAUGUCGAGAUAGUACACGGACAACAAUUCGCAGUCACUCAUCGCUACGUUGAUUUGCAGUAUAUUGGGGAGGGAGCCUAUGGAAUGGUCGCCUCCGCCCUCGACACGAUCACACGUGACCGCGUCGCUAUCAAAAAGAUCUCACCAUUCGAACACCACACAUUCUGUCAGCGGACACUUCGAGAAAUCAAGAUUUUGAGUCGAUUCAGGCAUGAAAAUAUUAUCAAUAUACGAGAGAUUAUUCGAUCGGAGACUGUCGACUCGUUGAAAGACAUAUACAUAGUGCAAAGCCUAAUGGAAACGGAUCUCUACAAACUGCUGAAAUCUCAAGAGCUCUCGAAUGACCACGUCUGCUAUUUCCUCUAUCAAAUACUCCGUGGUCUCAAAUACAUUCACUCUGCAAACGUGCUCCAUCGCGAUUUGAAACCAUCGAAUUUGUUGCUCAACACGACGUGCGAUCUGAAAAUCUGUGAUUUCGGUUUGGCGCGAGUCACAAAUCCACGUGCAGAUCUUACUGGAUUUCUGACAGAAUACGUGGCAACAAGAUGGUAUCGUGCACCGGAGAUCAUGCUCAACUCGAAAGGAUACACAAAAUCAAUCGAUAUCUGGUCGGUUGGAUGUAUUCUGGCGGAGAUGAUCAGUAAUCGUCCGUUGUUCCCCGGAAAACACUAUUUGGAUCAACUCAAUCUGAUAUUGGCUACAAUUGGAUCACCGACUAGUGACGAUUUGAAAUGUAUUAUUAAUGAUAAGGCGAGGUCGUAUCUGAUUUCACUUCCGCCGAAAAGAAAGUUGCCAUGGGAACGUUUGUAUCCGGGAGCCGAUCCGAGAGCACUCGAUUUGUUGGAUAAAAUGCUCACUUUUGAUCCAAACAAGCGCAUCAGCAUCGAAGACGCCUUGGCACAUCCAUAUCUCCAACAAUACUACGAUCCAAGUGACGAACCAAUUUGCGAACACCCGUUCACUGUCGAAAUGGAAUUCGAUGAGCUGCCGAAAGAGCAGUUGAAACAGUUGAUUUGGGAAGAAGCGGAAGCUCAUCACAGACGGUCGCAAGCGGAAUUGGCGGCGAGAUUCGGAAGAUCACCGUCCGUUUAG